AUGUUAAUUACAGGCGGAUCAAAAACAACCCCCAUCAAUGUGGGUAUUUUCUCGGCAUUUGUACUUGUCUUUGGUGUUGCUCAAAGAUUGAGCGAUCUUGAGGUUCAGCUUAGAACUGCAAUCAAAACGUUAGAAGUGCACCAAAAGAUGUUCAAUUGGGCUAUUGAAGACGUUGGUUUUAUUCCUGCGUUGGCAGAAUAUCACGAAGCCAAGCGCAAGCUAUACACGGGCAGUUCGCCAAAACCACCUGGGUUUUCAGAACAUGGAAGCCCCCUCAAAGAUGAUGUACCAAUUGAUAAAUCCACCAAUUGA
Molecule: messenger RNA, 312 nt
Organism: Melampsora larici-populina 98AG31
Lineage: Eukaryota; Fungi; Basidiomycota; Pucciniomycetes; Pucciniales; Melampsoraceae
Exons: 3
Coding region: 1-312 (103 amino acids)
Source: RefSeq, a predicted model, not a curated record